Molecule: messenger RNA, 2305 nt
Organism: Xiphophorus hellerii (green swordtail)
Lineage: Eukaryota; Metazoa; Chordata; Actinopteri; Cyprinodontiformes; Poeciliidae
Gene: riok3
Product: RIO kinase 3 (yeast)
Biological process (GO): protein phosphorylation
Molecular function (GO): ATP binding; protein serine/threonine kinase activity
Source: RefSeq, a predicted model, not a curated record
AAGAUGUGACGUACUUCCUCCUGUCUAAGGUUCACCCUGUUAUCUGCGGCUUCUCUCUUAUUUCCACCUCAGAUCGCCUGUAAAACCUUCCAGAACUUGUUGCUACUGAAUCAUUUCACAUUAUUCAGAUUCACUGAAGUUCAAACUGCGACUUUCUGUUUGCGUCACUUCGGCUUCCGGUCAGUUUUCGUGUCUUUUCCGGCGUUUCUUUGUCGAAGUUCAAUCGCAGUUAGCUCCAGAGCUAAGUAUCAUCCCGUCCCGUAAAAGAACCAAUCAGCGGAUCGAGAUCUGAAGCAUGGACCAAUCAGGAGUCGCAGCACAAACGCAGAAGAGUCCGUGGGGUUCUGUGGGCCCGGCGGCGCCGGCCUGCUCCCUGACGGAGGUGAUGAGCGAGCAGCUGGCCCGGCAGCUGGACGAGGAGGACCAGGGCUUCCCAGCUCUCCCACACCCGGCAGCCGACCCGGAGGAAGGUCCGGACACGGACAGCGACCUGAUGCUGGCCCAGAUGCUGCAGAUGCAGUUCGACCGCGAGUUCGACGACCAGCUGCGCCGCGAGGAGAGGAAGCUCAACGGAGACAGCAAAGUGUCCAUCUCCUUUGAGAACUACCGGAAAGUCCAUCCUUAUGAGGACAGCGACAGCUCAGAGGACGAGGUGGACUGGCAGGACACGAGACACGACCCCUACCGGGCCGUGAAGCCCCAGGCGGCGCCCCGCAGAGGCUUCAGUGGGAAGGGGAAGAACAUCACCACCAAACACGACGAGGACGCCUGCGGACGGAAGAACACGGCCCGCAUGGACAACUUCGCCCCAGAGGUCCACGUGGGGGACGGGUUGGGGAUGGACCUGAAGCUGUCCAACCAGGUCUUCAACUCCCUGAAGCAGCACUGCUACAGCGAGCAGCGCCGCAGCGCCCGGCUGCACGAGAAGAAGGAGCACUCCACCGCCGAGCAAGCCGUGGACCCGCGGACCCGCCUGCUCAUGUACAAGAUGGUGAACAGCGGAGUUCUGGAGAACAUCAACGGCUGCAUCAGCACCGGCAAGGAGUCGGUGGUGUUCCACGCCGACGGAGGCAGCCUGGAGGAGCAGCCGGUCCCAGAGGAAGUGGUUCUGAAAGUCUUCAAGACGACGCUGAACGAGUUCAAGAACCGGGACCGCUACAUCAAGGACGACUACCGCUUCAAGGAGCGCUUCAGCAAACUGAACCCCAGGAAGGUGAUCCGGCUCUGGGCCGAGAAGGAGAUGCACAACCUGGCCAGGAUGAAGAAGGCGGGGAUUCCCUGUCCGGACGUGGUUCUGCUGAAGAAGCACAUCCUGGUGAUGUCGUUCAUCGGGAAGGAGCACGUCCCGGCGCCCAAACUCAAAGACGUGGCGCUGGGGGCCGAGGAGGCGGCGGAGGCGUACCGCCAGGUGCUGCAGCUGAUGCAGCUCCUCUAUCAGGACUGUAAUCUGGUUCACGCCGACCUCAGUGAAUACAACAUGCUGUGGUACCAGGGGAAGGUGUGGCUGAUAGACGUCAGCCAGUCGGUGGAGCCCACCCAUCCUCAUGGCCUGGAGUUCCUCUUCAGGGACUGCAGGAACGUUGCCACGUUCUUCCAGAAGAGGGGAGUGAGCGAGGCACUGAGUGUCUACGACCUUUUCAACGCCGUCACCGGACUCAACAUCCCGGUCAGCGCCGACGAUGACGCGCGCUUCCUGGCUGAGAUUGUUGCCAUGGAGAAGCGGAACGACGACCACGUCCAGAAGCGGGGGAAGAAGACGUUCCCGGUGACGUCGGAGGACGGCGGUCCUCCUUUAGACCCCGACUCUGAUGACUAGUCCCCCCCCCCCCUCCCUCUAACGGCCCGACUCGCUUUGAUCCGCCAUGUCAGAACCGCUGGCGUCCGGUCCCACCGCCUCCUCCCAGGAGGGACGGAGCGCCACCUCCUGGCUGCAGGAGGCAGAGAGCGUCAUGUCCUCCUGCUUAUCGCUGUUUGAUGUGAUGAAGACUAGAAGCAGAUGAAGGUUUUCACUCCGGACCUGAUGGGUGAAAGCCAAUCAGACGUCCUAGUUAAAUCCACAGAGCUGCAGCUAUAAACUGAGUGUUUUCGUCAUGAAUCAGUGUCUGUGUGUUUUGAUUUUAAAAGGUGUUGAGCUCAGGUUUCCUGCUGUAGCUCCGUGUUUCUGAUUUUAACCAGGUGGGACGACGGAGGAAUAUUAGGAUUCAUCGACUGAAUGUGGAAAAUGAAAUGUUUGCUGUGAGAAAACAUAAAUGUUUUUAUUCAAACUCAUACGAAGCAGGUAAACAAUAAAGAAAUGAGAAAACAU